This is a messenger RNA of Charadrius vociferus (killdeer), 6471 nucleotides long. It is a transcript of the gene SPEG, whose product is annotated as SPEG complex locus. Lineage: Eukaryota; Metazoa; Chordata; Aves; Charadriiformes; Charadriidae. Gene Ontology annotation, biological process: muscle cell differentiation; protein phosphorylation. The record is from RefSeq and is a predicted model, not a curated record. The annotation marks the transcript as partial. The transcript is spliced from 42 exons. Gene Ontology annotation, molecular function: protein kinase activity; protein binding; ATP binding.
AUGGAGCAAGAGGCUCGCCUGGAGAGGAGCUGGGCAGGGCAGCACGGCGAGGGCAGGGAGGUGGAGAGAAGGCAGACGAAAGUGUCGGAGAAGAAAGAGAGUGGCCGGACGGCUCAAGAAAGCAGGAGCACACGGAGCAAGGGGAAGGGGCGGCGAGUCAGGCCCACCUCUCCGGAGCUAGAGUCCUCAGAUGAUUCCUAUGUCUCAGCGGGUGAAGACCCCCUGGAAGCCCCCAUCUUUGAGAUCCCCAUCCAGGACAUGGCAGUGGCCGUGGGGGCAGAGGUGCUGCUUAAGUGCAUUGUCACAGCCAACCCCCAGCCGGAAGUGUCCUGGAGGAAGGACGGGGUCCCGCUGCGGAGCAGCACGACGCGGCCCAUCAAGGCGGAGGGCGAGCGUCAUACCCUGCUGGUCAGGAGUCUCGCCGCUGCUGUCACUGGGAAGAAACCGGCUUCCUUACCCUACAAGGCUCUGUCUGAACCAAAGCAGAUGACGUGCUCCCGGCAAGCACGGAGGGAUCCUGCCGUGCGGGGGGAGCGGGGUCAAGGCUCCCCCGUCGUGGAGCGGCAUGGGAACUUGGCACCCCCCCUCGGCCAGAGGCCAGCCCUCACCUCGGAUGAAGAGUACCUGAGCCCCCUGGAAGAGUUCCCCGAGUCUGGAACACCCCAGCACCGACCAGCCAUGAAGCUGCAGCCUAGAGCCGAGCAUGGGGCUGCCCACGGCUCCCCGGAGAGCACCUUCAAGGCUGCACCCACCUUUGAGGUAUCCCUGUCGGACCAGUCGGUGCUGGAGGGGCAGGAUGUCAGCAUGAGCGUCCGUGUCCGUGGGGAGCCCAAGCCCAUCAUUUAUUGGACCGGGCAGCCGGUGAAGUACGGCCGCCGGCAUCACACGGAGGAGGCGGAGGGGGUGCGGGGCCUCUUCACGCUGCACAUCCUGGCGGCGGAGCGCACUGACACCGGCUUCUACACCUGCAAGGCUGUCAAUGAGUACGGCACCAAGCAGUGCGAGGCCAAGCUGGAGGUCAGAGACAUGGACGUGGACUGGCUAUCCCGGGGCCGGCUGCUCCAGCCCGCCCUGCUCAAAUGCAAGAUGCAUUUUGACGGGCGCAAGUGCAAGCUGCUGCUCACCUCCGUGCACGAGGACGACAGCGGGAUCUACACCUGCAAGCUCAGCACAGCUAAAGAUGAGCUGACCUGCAGCGCCCGGCUGACGGUGCAGCCCUCCGUGCAGCCGCUCUUCACCCGCAAGCUGGAGGACGUGGACGUGGUGGAAGGGCGGACGGCGCGUUUCGACUGCAUGAUCAGUGGGACUCCUCCUCCGGCGGUCACCUGGACUCAUUUUGGCCAGCCGGUGCAGGAGGGGGAGAACGUACGGAUUCAGCGGGAUGGGGGGCUGCACUCACUGGUCAUUGUACACGUGGGCAGCGAGGAUGAGGGGCAGUACACGGUGACAGCCAGGAACGCCCAUGGCCAUGUGGAGUGCUCUGCUGAGCUCUACGUGGAGGAGCCGCGACCGUCUGCUGCUUCCCAGAUCUCCAAGCUGGAGAAGAUGCCAUCCAUCCCAGAGGAGCCGGAGCAGGCGGAAACGGAGGCAGAGUGCUUCACCAUGCCUGAUUUCCUGAAGCCGCUGCACAACCUGGACGUGGUGGAGUCAAAGGAGGCCGUGCUGGAGUGCCAGGUGGCCGGGCUGCCCUACCCCUCCAUCACCUGGUUCCACAACGGCUCCCGCAUCGACAGCACCGAGGACCGCAAGAUGAUGCAGUAUAAGGAUGUCCAUCGCCUGGUGUUCACGGCCGUCAGCCAUGCACAUGCUGGUGUCUAUAAAAGUGUCAUCGCCAACAAAGUGGGGAAGGCCACGUGCUACGCACACCUCUAUGUCACCGAUGUGGUGCCGACCCCCCCGGAUGGGCCCCCCACCGUGGCCUCGGUGACUGGCAGAGCCAUCACGCUGACCUGGAACAAGCCCAAGUGGCUGGACACUGCCAUAGACCCCAACUCGGUGACCUACAUGGUGCAAAUGCAAGUGCUGGGCACGACGCAGUGGCUGGUGCUGGUGGCCGGCGUGCGGGACACCACCUACACAGUGCACGGGCUGACCAAGGGUGCCCAGUACCUCUUCCGUGUCAUCACUGCCACCCCCAAGACCAACAGCAAGCCCUCCCCGCCUGUGGGGCCUGUGCAGCUCCUGGACCGGGGUCCCUACCUGGAAGAGGCCCCGGUCAUCCUGGACAAGCCAGAUGUGGUCUACGUGGUGGAGGGCCAGCCAGCCUCUAUCAUCAUCACCAUCAACCACGUGGAGGCCGCUGUCACCUGGAAGAGCUGCAGGGGCGGGCAGGUGCUGGAGGAGCAGGAGGGGAUGUGCGAGGUGACGAUGCCGGAUGAUGACCAGCACUGCCUGCGGCUGCUGCGCGUGGGCCGGGGGGCCGCGGGGCCACUGGUCUGCGAGGUGAGCAACCGCCACGGCGCUGCCCGCUGCACCCUCCGCCUCCGCCUCGCAGAGGCACCGCGCUUUGAGUCCAUCAUGGAGGACAUCGAUGCCCAGGAAGGGGAGACGCCACGCUUCGCCGUGGUGGUGGAGGGGAAACCGCUGCCAGACAUCAUGUGGUACAAGGACGGGGAUCUGCUGGAGGAGAGCAGCCACCUGAGCUUCGUGUAUGAGGACAACGAGUGCUCACUGGUGGUGCUGGGCGCUGCUGAGUCUGACAGUGGCGUCUACACGUGCACAGCCAAGAACCUGGCUGGGGAGGUCUCCUGCAAGGCGGAACUGGUGGUGCGGGCAGCUCAGCCUGCUGCCGAUGCCACCAUGGAGGAGGAUGCUCUGCACAAGGCACGACGCCUGACCGACUACUACGACGUGCACGAGGAGAUCGGGAGGGGGGCUUUCUCCUACCUGCGGAGGGUGACGGAGAAGAGCAGCCGGCUGGAUUUUGCUGCCAAGUUCAUUCCUGGGAAGACCAAGGCCAAGCAGUCAGCACGGCGGGAGCUGCACAUCCUCUCACAGCUAGACCACGAGCGCAUCGUCUUCUUCCACGAUGCCUUUGAGAAGAAGAACGCUGUCAUCGUGGUCAUGGAGCUCUGUGCUGAGGAAGAGCUGCUGGACAGGAUGGCGAGGAAGCCCUCGGUGUGCGAGUCCGAGGUCCGAUCCUACAUGCGGCAGGUCCUGGAGGGGAUCUGCUACCUGCACCAGCACAGCGUCCUGCACCUGGACAUCAAACCAGAAAACCUCCUGAUGGCGGAUUCGAGCAGCGAGCAGGUCCGGAUCUGCGACUUCGGCAACGCGCAGGAGCUGACACCCGAGGAGCCGCAGUACUGCAAGUACGGCACCCCCGAGUUCGUGGGGCCUGAGAUCGUCAACCAGAGCCCUGUCUCCAGUGUCACCGACAUCUGGCCUGUGGGUGUCAUCGCCUACCUCUGCCUGACGGGGAUCUCCCCCUUUGUGGGGGAGAAUGACAAGACGACGCUGAUGAACAUCCGCAACUACAACGUGGCCUUUGAGGAGAAGAUGUUCCAGGGGCUCACCCGGGAAGCCAAGGGCUUUGUCAUCAAAGUGCUGGUCAAUGACAGGCUGAGGCCCAAUGCGGAGCAGACUCUGGAGCAUCCCUGGUUCAAGACGCUGGCCAAGGGGAAAGUCAUCAGCACCGACCACCUAAAGCUCUUCCUCUCCCGUCGGAAAUGGCAGCGCUCGCAGAUCAGCUACAAGUGCAACAUGGUGCUGCGGCCGAUCCCGGAGCUGCUGGAGGACACGUCCAACCACCUCUCCAUCGCUGUGCCCCGGCACCUCAAGGAGUCACCAGCGCUGUCAUCCUCUUCGGACUCGGACGACCUGGAUGAGCUGCCCUUCAUCCCCAUGCCACACCAGGUGGAGUUCUCUGGCUCCCGCAUGUCGCUCAAUGAGAUCCCCACAGACGAUGAAGCCAUUGGGCCAUCUGAGGGGCCGCGGCUGGAGGGGGUGGCACCAGGGGACGUCUCAGCCAUGGAGUGGCAGAGCCAGGCACCAGCAUCAAGGAAGGAGGCGAAGCCCACCGGCUCCUCCAGCUCCCUGCUCAUCCAGGACAUCGACUCAGAGGAGGUCUUUGAGGCCAAGUUCAAGCGGGGCAGGGAGUCAUCGCUCACCCGGGGGCUGAAGCUCCUCACCCGCUCUCGCUCUGAGGACCGGCACCUGGCGGGCCCUCCGGCCACCGAUGAGGGCAUCUACCGUCCCACACCGGCCGGUGUGCCCCUGGAGCUGCGCAGGGACCGUCCCACUGGGCUGGUGGCCAAGUCCAAGUCCGUGCAGGACCUGCAUGAGGUGGAGAAGGAUAGGGGCUUCCUCCGGAGGAUGUCUGUCCUCCUCAAGCGGACCCCUCCUGCUGAGAGGAAGAAGAGCAGGGGGGAGGACGGGGGUGGUGAGACCCCAUCUGGCGGGCGCCGCUUGUCCUGGAGCCUGGCCAUGGGCCACUCCAAGGAGCGGAGGGACUCAGAGAGCCUCAAGUCGGAACCGGGGGGUGGUGGGGAGAGCGAGUCACCGGUGGUGGCCGUGCGGAGGAAGAUCAGCGCCACGGUGGAGCGGGUCUCUGCACGGAUGCGCAGCCUGUUGGACGAGCGGCCCCAGGGCGAGGGGAGCCAGAAGCGGUCCCGCUGGGAGCGCUGGGGGCUCUCGCGGGGCAAGAAGGAGAAAGUGGCCUCGCAGCCCAGCAUCCCCUCCAGCCUGCUGCGGGAGGAGGGACCCACCACCGGCCGGCCGCACGCACCCAGCGAGUCGGAUUUCCCCCCCGUUUUCCACAUCAAGCUGAAGGACCAGAUGCUGCUGGAGGGGGAGGCGCUGACCCUCCGCUGCCUNCCCGCCGGCAGCCCGACCCCCAGGAUCCUCUGGAUGAAAGACAAGAGGUCCCUGCAGCCGGACAAUGCGCUGAACGUCGUCUCCUGCAAGGACGGCCGGCAGAUGCUCACCAUCGCCAAGGUCUCCAGGAAGGACGCGGGGCUGUAUGAGUGUGCAGCCGCCAACGCCCUGGGCACGGCCAUCAGCUCCUGCACGCUGGCUGUGGCACGGCUCCCUGGGCGGCCGGGAACCCCGGAGAUCCCCCAGAAGUACAAGAACACGGUGCUGGUGCUGUGGAAGCCCGCGGAGAGCAAAGCCCCCUGCACCUACACGCUGGAGCGCAGGCUGGAGGGGAUGUGGGGGGAGCACGAGUGGAAGAUCGUCAGCACUGGCAUUGCUGACUGCUACUUCAACGUGACGGAGCUGCCCCCCGGGAGCACCGCCAAGUUUCGGGUGGCCUGUGUCAACAAAGCCGGGCAGGGGCCCUACAGCAACCCCUCGGGGAAGGUGCACCUCGAGGCGGCAGAUGCCCGAGCUGUCCCAGCCAAGGACAUCACCAUCCCUGUCCCCGUCCCCGAGAAGGUGGCUUCCAGCCGGUCAACCCAGACGCCCUUGCCCCCCACCUCCCCAGUGUCGGCCACCCCUGGUUCAGCCCCCACGCUGUCCCCCACGUCCAACGCUGCACCCACGCGGAAGAUGCCCCCCUACAUGGUCACCUCUUUCGUCUCCAUGCCCCCCGCGUCACCCCCUGCACAGGAGCCCACCACCACCACCCCAUCCUCCAAGGAGCCCCCGGCCGAGAUGGGGGUCCCAGGGGCUAAGGACGGCACGGCGCUGCGGCAGGGUGUCCCCCAAAAACCCUACACCUUCCUGGAUGAGAAGGCGAGGGGCCGCUUUGGGGUGAUCCGGUUGUGCAAGGAGAACGCCACGGGGAAGCACUUCAUGGCCAAGAUCGUGCCUUACGAGGCAGAGAGGAAGCAGAGCGUGCUGCAGGAGUACGAGAUCCUCAAGGCGCUGCACCACGAGCGCAUCAUGGCUCUGCACGAGGCGUACAUCACUCCCCGCUACCUGGUGCUCAUCUGCGAAAACUGCGCUGGCAAGGAGAUCCUCUACAGCAUCGUGGACAGGUUUCUCUACUCGGAGGACGACGUGGUGAGCUACGUGCUGCAGCUCCUGCAGGGCCUCGAGUACCUGCACGGCCGCCGCAUUGUGCACCUCGACAUCAAGCCGGACAAUGUCGUCGUCUCGGGCAUGAACGCUCUCAAGAUCAUCGAUUUUGGCAGCGCCCAGACCUACAACCCCCUCGUGCUGCGGCAGCUGGGGCGGCGCGUCGGCACCCUGGAGUUCAUGUCGCCAGAAGUGGUGAAGGGCGACCCAGUGGGCUCCGCAGCAGAUGUCUGGGGCGUUGGCGUUCUCACCUACAUCAUGCUCAGUGGACGGUCACCAUUCUUUGAACUGGACCCCAUCGAGACGGAGAACCGUAUCCUGGCAGGACGCUUUGAUGCCUUCAAGCUGUACCCCAACGUCUCACAGAGCGCUGCCCUCUUCAUCCGCAAGGUCCUCGCUGUCCACCCCUGGAGCCGCCCCACGGUGAAGGACUGCUUUGCCAACGCCUGGCUCCAGGACGCCUACCUGAUGAAGCUGCGCCGCCAGACCCUGACCUUCACCACCAACCGC